AUGUCUGUCAGAGAGUUAAGUCCUGAGCUAGCUCAGAAAGCUAGACUUGAAUUAUUCGAGGACCCAAAGAGGACAGCGAGUGAUAUACAGCAUAUUAAAAACUGGCUCUCUAAACAGCCGCAUUUACGGGCGAGAACAGAUGAUCAAUGGAUAUUACAAUUUUUGCGUGGAUGCAAAUUCAGCUUAGAGAGAACGAAGGAGAAGAUAGAUCUUUACUAUACAAUGCGCACACUUGCUCCGGAGUUAUUCCGUAUACAAGGCAAAGAUCCAUUGUUCAAAGAAAUAUUGAAAUUGGGGUCAUAUUUGAUUCUCCCUAAAUCAAAAGCAGCAGAUGGUACAAGAAUUACAAUUGUUCGUCCUGGUGCUUACGAUGCUAGUAUAUAUAAUAUUAUCGACAUUCUAACAGUGGCCAAUGUCGUGGAAAGGAUUGUAUUAGCAGAAGAUGAUACUCCAGGGAUUUGUGGAGUCCGAACGAUACUUGAUUUAAAAGGUGUCACUAUGGGACAUUUUACACAAAUGACGCCUGCCACUAUGAAGAAAAUGGUUGUGUUGGGUCAGGACGCCACUCCUAUGAGAUUUAAAGGAGCUCAUUACAUCAACUUACCAGCAGGAUUCGAUGUUGUAUUCAACGCACUAAGAAGCUUGUUAAAUGAGAAAAACAGAAGCCGGUUGUAUGUUCACAAUGAGAAUUAUGAAGAAAUGUACAAGCACAUACCAAAAGACGUUCUCCCGCAUGAAUAUGGUGGUAGCGCUGGAACAAUAAACGAAAUCAUAGAUUAUUGGUUGAAAAAAGUGGAUGAAUACAGUUCGUGGUUAGAGGAAGACCAAACCUUUGGAACAGAUGAAGCCAAACGACCAGGAAAACCGAAUACUGCUGCGGAUUUGUUUGGGGUCGAAGGCUCAUUUAGGCAGUUAGAUUUUGACUAA
Molecule: messenger RNA, 927 nt
Organism: Leptosia nina
Lineage: Eukaryota; Metazoa; Arthropoda; Insecta; Lepidoptera; Pieridae
Source: the annotation of a GenBank genome assembly